ACAAUUGCCCAACUUUCAAUGGAUACACGUGUAGUAGUUGCUAUAGAUUUUGGAACCACAUUUUCAGGAUUCGCAUAUUCUAAUCAAAAUAAUCCUGAAAUUAUUACAAACGAUAUUUGGCCCCAACAAAUUGGUUCAUUGAAAACUAAUACAGUUCUUCAGUAUGAUUCCAAUUAUCAAAAUGUUAUUAAAUGGGGAAAUCCUGCUUUAGCCAAAAAAAUAAAUCGUAGAAAUAAAGAUUCAUCAUCAAAAUCUGUAGAACUUUUUAAACUUCACUUAGGAAAUAUUCCACAAAAUGAAAAACCUCCACUCCCUCAUCAACUAAGUUACGAAAAAGCAAUAAGUGAUUAUUUGCACGAAUUAGGAAAGUUAAUUAAGGAAACUGUUACUACUCGAUGGGAUGGAUUAAGAUUCUUUGAACAUGUUCUUCUCGUUAUAAGCGUUCCUGCAGAGUUUAAUGAUCAUGCAAAAGAUACUAUGAGAAAAUGCCUUUAUAAUGCUGGUUUGACGGACAGUAAAGAAUCAAAGAAAGUUGAAUUUACAACUGAACCUGAAGCUGCUGCAAUUUAUUGCAUGCGGAACCUUAAUGAACAUGAUAAAGGAAUGAUUCCAAUUAAUGCGUCAUUUAUGGUGGUUGAUUGUGGAGGUGGAACUGUUGACCUUACAAUGCGUAAAUUACUAAAGCAUAAUAAACUCAGUGAGAUUACUGAACGAACUGGAGAUUAUUGUGGUGGAUCUUAUGUUGACCGAGAAUUUCUUAAAUUUCUUAGUCGUAAGCUUGGUCAAUCGACUAUUAAUAUGCUUAGAGAAAAUAAUUAUAAUCAAAUGCAAUAUAUGAUACAACAAUUCUGUCAGAAAUUGAAAUUUCACUUUACGGGGGAUCCAGCUGGCUUUGAACCUUUCGAAUUUGAUAUUGAAGACAUUUGCCCUGUUUUAAAACAAUAUUGUAAAGAUGAUAUCAAAGAAAAAAUGGAAGAAAAUGACUGGAUUAUUGAUAUAAAUUUUGAAGAUCUAAAAUCUAUGUUUGAUCCUGUUAUUGGAAAAAUUAUUAGAUUAAUUCGUGGGCAACUUAGUUCUAGUAAGAAUAAAUGCUCAGCUAUGUUUCUUGUCGGAGGAUUUAGUGAAUCAAAGUAUUUGCAAAUGAGAGUUAAAGAAGAAUUCAGAAAAUUAGUUCCACCAAUUAUUGUUCCAAGACAACCUAUCGCGGCUAUUGUUCGUGGAGCUUGUGAUUAUGGACUCAAAAUGAGCACAAUAGUAGAUCGCACUUUGAAAUAUACUUAUGGUAUUACAAGGCAUAGAGAUUGGAAAGUAGGAGAUCCGACAGGCCCAAAUUAUCAAAUAAAGAAAGAGGGAAAUGUAGACAGAAUUAGAAUAUUUGAUUGCUUCGUUACACGUGGUACAAGAAUAGAAGUUGAUCAGGAAUUUUCUAAUAAUUAUAAACCUCAUAAACCAGCUCAAACUGUCAUUUCAUUUCCAAUAUAUAUAACAACUAAUUUAAAUAUUACUGAAUUUUAUGAUGAAUCUUGUAUGAAACUACUUGGUAAAUUAACUAUAGAUUUACCGGAUGCUCAUCUUGGAAGAAGCCGUAAAGUUGAAUUUUCAUUAAUUUUUGGAAAAAUGGAAAUCGUUGCUAAAGCAAAAAGUUUACAAAAUGGAAGAACCUAUAAUACUAGAUUUGAAUUAGAAUUAAGUUAAUAUAAUGUAUAUUAUAUUUAUAAUGUACAAGCAUUAGCGACUCAUUUUUUAAAUAAAAUUAUAAUACAGUCAAUAAAUAGAAAAUCAGAA
Messenger RNA from Rhizophagus irregularis DAOM 181602=DAOM 197198, 1785 nucleotides. NCBI's taxonomy places the organism in Eukaryota, Fungi, Glomeromycota, Glomeromycetes, Glomerales, Glomeraceae. The record is from RefSeq and is a predicted model, not a curated record.